UCAUUCUCUAUCCUUUCCAAGCCUGGAAAAGUCAAUAAUUCUGUAAAAUUGAAGGUUAUACACUUAUACAUGACUUCGGAUGAAUUUUGGGAAAUUUUUUUGAAAGCAAAGUGGAUAUGGGAGGGGUUCUCCAACGAAGUAUAAGAUUACUAAACAAUUACUAGUAUUCCGUAUGAUUUAUAAAUUAUUAAUUCAAAAUACAGUAUUAAGUAUCGAACUACGAGUUAAUGCAAAAACAACCCGAUACAUCGCAUAAAUGGAAUUAAAGAGGGUAAGAAGCAGAGUAGAUAUCUAUAAUACAAAAAAAGGCAUAUACAUAAAUAACUAAAUAGUAAAUACCAUGUGAAUGGUGCCAUAUUUUAUCCGAUCAACUUCACUAAACACAUCCAUCAUCCAUGCCUCAUUAGCAGCCACAUUUAAUGGCCACAAUAUCGUGUAACACUAACAGACACUCCCAUAACACAUGCCUUCUUUUUUCAGUCAACACUUAUUUCUUGCAUAUAAAUGUGCAUUUUUCCUAACUUCCCACAUCUUAUAAAUAUAUAUAUAUUUUUUUGUUUUAUCAAAAUUAGAUUUUUGUAUAUAUAUUUAUCUUUAAGAAUAUCAUAAACAUAUCGUCUAAAAAAAAAUGGAUGGAAAUCUGAGAAAAUCUCUCUCUUCAAACUCCAUGUAUUCUCUGAAUUCUAGGCUUGAUCACUUGGAUUCUACGAUAAAAUAUUUGGAAGAUAGGAAAUGUUCGUCAACAAGAUGGACCAAUGAUGGUGCAGGACAUGGGGUUGUGAACAGAAAUUGCGUGCCAAUUGACUUGGCUGUCAUGGAGGCCCAAUCCAAAGGUUCGAUUUUGGAUCGAAUCACGUCUCUCGAGGAACGAUUAAUCCAGGUAUGCUCACUCAUUGAAUCUGAAGCUGCUUUGUCUCCAUCAAAAAACUCUCAAGAUGAAACUUCUCCUCGGAUUUCAAGAAAAGGAUUUUCCAACUCAUUUUCAAGAUUUAGGCUGCCUCGUCGUAGCAACAAUAAGCAACCAAUAUCCCGAACUUGCAUGGACAAACCCCCGGUUACAGAGGGAAAAGAGCAUAAGAAGAGUAAGGGUGAAAAAUCUUCUCCUAAACAUAAGAAAUUGGAUUCUUCUAGUUUGUUACAUUUGAGAUUAUUGGGCUGCUCAUGAUUUGGUUUCAUUAAAUUAUUUUUUUCUCCCAUGUGCUAUGUCAAACAUACUUGUAUUAAUCUAGAUAUUCAUGUUGUGACUAUGUCUCCAAAGAGUAUUAACUUGUUUAGUAGUGACUCGGGGUGGUUAUUGGGCGGGUCAGUUCGGGUUGGUGCGGGUCAUUAACGUGGCGGAUCGGUUGCGAGUCAUGAUGAAUGUUUAGUGGGUCAGGGUCGGGUCAAGAUCAAUGCGGGUCAGGGUUGAAUCAAGGUCGAGAUAAAAGUGAAACGGGCCAUUAACGGGCCUUAUUUCCUGUAACAAAAAUGGCAAUGCAUCCAAUAGAAUUGAAGUAAGUUUCAGGACACCUUUCCACCACAUUAUUUACCCUAAAGAAAGGUAACCAAUGGCGGCCAAACUUAGCAGCUUUCAUGAAAGCAAACAGAGUAACUUAUAUUUCUGAUUACAUUUUGAAAUCCACAAAGUUCAGAUCACAUUUUCAGAAGCAAAAACCAAUGCAUUGUAAGUAAAUAAACAUUCUGAAAUCCACAAAGUCUAGUCUGCAUACUCCAUUUAAGAAAAAAAAAAAAAAAAAAAAA
Chenopodium quinoa (quinoa) is the source of this 1740-nucleotide messenger RNA. RefSeq lists its product as uncharacterized. NCBI's taxonomy places the organism in Eukaryota, Viridiplantae, Streptophyta, Magnoliopsida, Caryophyllales, Amaranthaceae. The record is from RefSeq and is a predicted model, not a curated record. The transcript is spliced from 4 exons. Bases 629 to 1165 code for a protein of 178 amino acids.